Messenger RNA from Monopterus albus (swamp eel), 2312 nucleotides. RefSeq names its product HMG box-containing protein 1-like. The transcript is spliced from 12 exons. The record is from RefSeq and is a predicted model, not a curated record. Lineage: Eukaryota; Metazoa; Chordata; Actinopteri; Synbranchiformes; Synbranchidae. Gene Ontology annotation, molecular function: RNA binding; DNA-binding transcription factor activity, RNA polymerase II-specific; protein binding. Gene Ontology annotation, biological process: regulation of transcription by RNA polymerase II. Bases 449 to 1726 code for a protein of 425 amino acids. Gene Ontology annotation, cellular component: nucleus.
UCGGCACUUUCAGGUUUUAAGUGUUACUCCAACCCUUAGUUAUAUUUUUUUACUUUCUAUUGUUCCGUUUCAGUUGUAUACAAUGUUGAAAAUGUGCUUAUUAUACAGAAGUUUAAGUGUUACAUAACUAUUACUCGUGGUAUACUCGCUUUGGUCAUUUUCAUUACUUAAACCCACCCCGUGUUUACUGUUGUGGUGAUGCAUGAAGAGAUUACACAUGCAAAGAACUGACAAAUGAGAAUGACAGAAGCAGUAGAUUGACAUUGGGUUUGGCUAAUAGAAUCACUGGGGACAUUGUGUUUAUACCAGCCCCCUUUUCCGUACAAGACGACUGUUUUGUGGGUAUGGACAUUAUGGUGUGGAGGUGGUGAACCCAGCUGUGCUGCCCAGUAACCCCUAACAGUACAAGGUCUGGGAGCCCAAGCCUCAGGCUGAACACACAGGAGUGAUGAUGGAUGCCAAUGGUGACCAAUCAUACAGCCUGCUUCACUGUGAUGAGCACUUCCUCUUCUCACCUGGUUUCCCCACCAGUGACAGUUACAUAGAAUAUGAUGACCUGCCAGAUCUACAGGAGGUUCAGGAGGAGUUAGAGUCAGCAGUGCCACCUGUCUACCAGGUGGAGAUGGGUGUGUCACAUACAAACACAGAACCACACACCCCACAGCCUCCUGACACACAAUGGCUGACACAGCUGGCUUACAUUGCCACCGGACCUGAUACAGGAGGCUCCUCACAGCAGACGAGCAGUGAAUGUGGCUCUGUAGCAUCAACCAGAUCAUCUCUGUCAGAUGAUGAAGACAUAGGCUGGAGCUUCUCCUGGCCUCCCACUGCCUGGCACUGUUUUCUCAAAGGCACUCGUCUGCAUUUCCACAGUGGUUCUAAUGUGGAAUGGCAAAAUGUUGAGGACCUGGACUCGGCUGAGGAACACUUUAGUGAUGAGGAGCAAUCCAAAUCUCUCAAGAGUUAUGGCUCUGAAGGUCUGCAGCUGGUUGAAUAUUCAGACAUCAUGUUGUCUGGUCAGGCUGUCCUACAACUGACCUUUGACCCUGGGUCAUUCGGGCAUGCCCUCAUGACUGCGCUGUGCCAACUUGACCAUCCUUUCUACAUCAAAAACAAAGGGUGGUCAUCAUUUUACCCAAGCAUGACUGUAGUGCAUUAUGGGAUACCAUGCUAUGAAAUGGAAGUAGGAGAUAUUUGCCUGCCUCCAGGACACAGAGAUGCCAAACACACUGACGACUCACUGGUAUUAGACACAUUCAGGAGUUAUGAUUUCACUCCUCUGGACUCCUCUGCGGUUUACGUCUUGAGCAGCAUGGCUAGACGGCGGCAUGCCUUCCAGUCUAGCAGUGGAGCCAUUUCUCCAGACAGAGACACCUUAGAAGACGUGCAUAGUCCCAGCCAUGCCCACUUUGCUCAUCAAAAGCCAACCAAAGGCCAGAAUGCCAGCGCAUCAGGAGGUAAUAAUGCCACACCCACUAAAUGCAAGCGGCCAAUGAAUGCUUUCAUGCUGUUUGCUAAGAAGUUCAGGGUGGAGUACACACAGAUGUACCCAGGCAAGGACAACAGAGCAAUCAGUGUCCUCCUUGGUGAGCGCUGGAAGAAAAUGCGAAAUGAGGAGCGUCGGACGUUCAUCCUACAGGCCAAAGUCCUCGCUGAUGAACAGAAAAGACUCAACCCAGACUGCUGGAAACGCAAACGUCCCAGCUCUGGUUGUCAGGGAAAUUAAGGCUACACGGAAGAAAAGAGGACUAAGUCUGUAUGAGUUCAUGCAGACACAUUCAGAAGAGACAAGGAAAAGAGCUAUACAUAACUAUACUAUGCCUCAAUAUUGCAUUUUGUUACCAAGAGACUUGUCUUGAGUAUUUGAUUUAGUCUUUUCAAAAGCUUAUUGCUGUAAAAAGAACAAAAAAACUAGAGAAAUGCAUUUCCUGUCAAAAAUGCGUGUGGAUGCUGAUAUGCUGAAGGCUCGGCCUGAAAAGGCCUGAAAUCAGUUGCUGAGAGAGUUGAAGGAUGAGAAGAAAUGGCUGAAGUUCUUUCUUGAAAUAGUUGAAGGCUGAGAAGAAAUGUCUGAAGUUCUUUGUUGAAAUAGCUGAAGGAUGAGAUGCAAUGCUGGACAAUUGUGGAAGUUGAAAAAUGUUGAAUAAUUAUGAAAGAGGAAAAGUUCAGUAAUUAUUGUAUGUGAGAUGAAAUCGAAAGCUGGAGUUGUGUGUCAGCAGGCCUCACAAAGUAGGGAAAACAAAACACGUGUGUGUGCGUGCACACAGUAAGAAAAACAAGUAGGGGUGUAUGUGUGUGAGAGAGAGAGUAGUCUU